UGUUUGAUGUCUAUAAAACGACGGGUCGCGUCCUUCUUCCCUUCCCCUCCUCGUCUUGGGAUCUCCGCUUCCGCUCGGUAGAGAGAAGGAGAUGGCGGUGGCGGAGGUAUGGGAGGUGUCGAAGAGGGCGAUCGAGGCUUACACGGGGUUGUCGCCGGCGACGUUCUUCACGGUGCUGGCAGUAGCGGUGGCGCUCUACUACACGGUCGCGGGGUUCCUGGCACCACCGCCGCCCCCGCCGCCGAGGCAGGUGGAGGUCGACCCGCUCCCUCCGCCCGUCCAGCUCGGGGAGGUCACCGAGGAGGAGCUCCGUGCCUACGACGGGUCCGAUCCUAAGAAGCCGCUCCUCAUGGCUAUCAAGGGCCAGAUCUAUGACGUCACCCAGAGCAGGAUGUUCUAUGGACCUGGUGGUCCAUAUGCAUUAUUUGCUGGUAAAGAUGCAAGUAGAGCGUUGGCAAAGAUGUCAUUUGAACAAAACGAUUUGACUGGUGAUAUCUCUGGUCUUGGCCCCUUUGAGCUUGAGGCCUUACAGGAUUGGGAAUACAAGUUCAUGGGCAAAUAUGCCAAAGUUGGAACAAUCAAGAAGACAGUGCCAGAGACCGAGGGGUCUAAUGACGGCACCUCUGAAAUAACAGAAAAAACCUUAGAGGCUACAGAUGAUUCAGAUAAACGAGAUAGACAUAGUGCAGAAACAAAGAAGGAUGGUCAAGCAGAAAGUAGCACAAACGUGGAACAUAGUGAAGAGCCAAAGGAGGAUGGUGCGUCAGGUCAUGGUGAUGAAUCAGAACAACAUGCAGAACUAAAGGGACAUGGUUCAUCGGAUCAUGGUGAGGAAGUAGGUUGUGGUGCAGAGUUUAAGGAAGUUGGCACUGGUGAAGGUACCAAAGAGUAAGUCACUGCAACUUUGGUAUCUGCGUAGACCUAAUAUCAUAUUACCUCAUCAAAUCAAAGUUCAUAUGUUCAUUUCUUAUCCGAUGACCUGCAUGAUAUGAGAGCUCUUAGAUUGAGAGGUGGAUUUGUUCGCCUGUCAAUGCAGUAUGCAUUGCAUGUGUAGAAAGUGUUGUCUAGUUAAACGUCUUUAAUGUUUCGUUCAAUAAUGGCCUUCUGUUAUGGCACUCCAGGUAUAUUUGUAUGAUGUUCAUUUUGUUUUUAUCAACUUUACGUACCGUUGGCUAUAUGAUAUAAGAUGAAUCGAUAAAUACGACUUUACUAGA
This is a messenger RNA of Musa acuminata subsp. malaccensis (wild Malaysian banana), 1214 nucleotides long. RefSeq names its product membrane steroid-binding protein 1. NCBI's taxonomy places the organism in Eukaryota, Viridiplantae, Streptophyta, Magnoliopsida, Zingiberales, Musaceae. The record is from RefSeq and is a predicted model, not a curated record. Gene Ontology annotation, cellular component: endomembrane system; membrane; endoplasmic reticulum.